Messenger RNA from Mytilus californianus (California mussel), 5318 nucleotides. RefSeq names its product alpha-N-acetylglucosaminidase-like. NCBI's taxonomy places the organism in Eukaryota, Metazoa, Mollusca, Bivalvia, Mytilida, Mytilidae. The record is from RefSeq and is a predicted model, not a curated record. The coding region runs from base 110 to 2491 and encodes 793 amino acids. The transcript is spliced from 23 exons.
CAAAAUCUGAAAACGAUCAUAUGACAAGUAUUUUAUUGUCUAAAUAAACAAUAGGACUGGAUACAAGUUAUAGCUUACAACUUAGAAUAAUCCUCUCAAAUGACAAAAAAUGAUGUUGAUGGUACUGAUUCUACUUGUUUGUGUUGCUGAGGCAAAAGAUUUUCCAUCACUGGAUGUGUUAUACUCUCGAGUUCCAGCAGAUGUUCAGCAGAGGACAGUUACUGCCCUUAUACAGAGAAUUGUUGGUGCCAGAGCAAGUCAGUUUAAAGCCAUUGUUGAUCCAACAAUAGCAGAAAAGAAAAUAGACGCUUUUCAUCUUGAUCAGAACAAUGGUACUGUGAGUGUGAAAGGUAGUACAGGUGUGGCUGUGGCCAUGGGAAUAUACUACUACCUUUCCAAUUAUUGCAAUUGUCAGGUAACAUGGGGUGGACAGCAAUUACAUAUUCCAAAAGAACUUCCGAAACUACCAAAGUCUGGUGUGACUGUGUCUGCUAAUGACAGGUUUAGAUUUUACCAGAAUGUUUGUACAGUAAGCUACUCCUUUGUUUGGUAUCAGUGGAAAGACUGGGAAAAACAAAUAGAUUGGAUGGCAUUACAUGGAAUAAAUCUUCCAUUAGCGUUUAAUGGUCAGGAGGCUAUAUUUCAGAGGGUAUAUAUGAAGAUGGGGAUGACCUUUAAAGAUAUGCAGCAACAUUUUGGUGGACCUGCUUUUCAAGCUUGGGCAAGAAUGGGAAACUUUAGAGGAUGGGGAGGGCCUACUACACAGACUUGGUUGGAUGGCCAACUAGAUUUACAGCAUAAGAUAUUAGACAGGAUUAGAGCUUUAGGAAUGAUUCCUGUUUUACCUGGCUUUGCUGGACAUGUACCUGAAGCUAUGACAAGAUUGUAUCCUGAAGCAGAUAUAGCCAGAUUACCUAACUGGAAUGGUUUUAAUGACACAUAUUGUUGUACAUACUUGCUGGACUUUGCUGAUCCAUUAUUUAAACUUAUUGGUGUCAACUUUAUAAAAGAGAUGGAGUAUGAAUUUGGAGUAGAUCAUAUAUACCAGAUUGAUUCAUUUAAUGAAAUGCAACCUAAAUCAGGUUCAGCCCAGUAUUUAGAUGAAGUAGGCAGUAGAAUGUUUGAUGUGUUACAAACAGCUGAUCCUGAUGCUGUCUGGUUAAUGCAAGGUUGGUUGUUUCAUUUUGAUUCCUCAUUUUGGCACCCAGAGCAGAUCAGAGCCAUGCUUACAUCAGUCCCAGAGGGAAGAAUUGUUGUACUCGACUUAUACUCAGAAGUUGCCCCAAUUUAUACUUAUACAGAAUCUUACUAUGGACAGCCAUUUAUAUGGUGUAUGCUUCAUGAUUUUGGAGGAACAUCAGAACUGUAUGGGGUAUUGGACAAAAUUAACUCAGGACCAUUUGAAGGUAGAAAUAUGACUAACAGUACCAUGGUUGGUUUAGGACUAACACCAGAAGGUAUUAACCAGAAUGAAGUUAUUUAUGAAUUCUUCUUAGAAAAUAUAUGGAGAAAACAACCUAGAGACAUUUCUAAAUGGAUUUCAGAUUAUACAAUAAAGAGAUAUGGGAAAUACAAUAAAAUAGUGGACUUGGCUUGGCAAUAUUUGAAGUCAAGUGUAUACAAUGAUAAAAUAAAUAAUGGUGACCACAGAUCCAGAAGUAUACCCACAAGUCGACCUCAGUAUAAUCCUCCACUUAAACCUUAUUUAUGGUAUGAUGCAGAAGAUUUAUAUCAAGCAUGGGAUCUUUUAAUAGAUUCAGCUGACCAGUAUAAAAAUAACUCAUUAUUUCAGUAUGAUUUAGUGGACAUAUCAAGAAACAGUCUGAUGAUGAUAUCAUUAGAGUAUUAUGAUAAAAUGAUUACUGCUUAUCAAAACAAUGAGACCAGUAACUUUGGAUUGUACAGUCAGAUGCUUUUGAGUGUACUAAAUGAUAUGGAGACAUUACUGGCCAGUGAUUCACAUUUUUUACUUGGGAAGUGGAUAGCUGCAGCUAAACAGUGGGCAAAUGACUUUAAUGAAGCAAUUCUUCUAGAGUUCAAUGCAAGAAACUUGGUUUCAUUAUGGGGACCUAAAGGGGAGGUAUUGGAUUAUGGUCGUAAACAAUGGUCUGGUUUGAUGAAAGGAUAUUACAUUCCAAGAUGGCGCCUUUUUAUUGAGAUGUUGCAUUACAGCUUAUUAAAUCACACAAAAUUUGAUGAUGGAUUAUUUAUCCAGUUUGUUUAUGAGAAAGUAGAACUUCCAUUCUCUAACCAGCUUGAUAUCUAUCCAACAGAACCUAUAGGGGAUGCUUAUGCUAUUGCUAAGUCAAUACACACAAAAUACAGAGAUAUUAUAGAUCUGCAGUUCUACAAGAAGUAUGCUAUAAUGUGUAAGAUGAUGAAAGCUAAUACCAACCCAGCUGUUAAGAAAUAUGGAAUAAAUGUGAAUAGGUCCAAUGUUCAUGUAAAAAUGGCAAACUCAAAUUUACAAUUUUUAUUUGAUAGAAAAUAAUUUACACCCAGUAUACAGGUUUGUUUGUCAUGAACUCGGGGGGAGCAAUUACUACGUAAUGAGUGGUAUGGAUGAGCCACUGGAAUAGGUAACCAUUUCAAGCUUGAUAAUAUAUGAUAAGGUCGAGAGAAAUAUAUGAUGAGGCUGCUGAUUGAAUCAUAAAUUUCUAAAACCAAUCAGAUUUUGAUAUUUUUCACAGAUGUGUUUAAAACCACAGUCAUAAAUGCAUUAGAUAUUUGUCAAAUCUAUUUAUUUCUCCAUUACAUAGCAUAAACAUGGUAGCUUUAGGUGUAUUUUUGUCAAAAAUAAAUGAUAGGGUAUUUUUUUUUUUGUAAUACAAAAUGUAUGAAAACUUAAAGGAGUAGUGUACUGAAUAUCUCAGCUACCCAAGUGUUCCACAAAAGGAUUGAUAAAGGGGGUUAUUUACUGAAUUUUGAAAAAUUAUAAAUGCAAACAACUUUCCACAUUUGUGGGCAUAUUUAAUCAAAAUGUAGAGGUGUAAUGAUCAAUUAGAUAUAUUUUAAUUAUUAUAUAUUUUGUCUAUUUUUGUAUUGAUUUUUAAAUGCGAACUGUUUCAAAAUGAACGAUUAUGUAUAAUCAUAUAUUUAAAUAUCCAAUGUUUAGCAUCAAAAAAAGCUAUUUCACUAGAGAUAGCAUAGCCUGUUUAAUUUAUUAAAGGCAGUUUCUGCCAUUUAUGCUGUUGGGUCAUAUUUGUCAUUGACAUAGGUCAACUGGUCAUCAUACCCUGAACUGGUGGAUCUAUAGAUUAUUCCUCUGCUAUGUUAAAUAUCCUUCGUCUUAUAGUUAAAUAUACUUAAUUUUUAAGAGGAAGUCAUUGUAUACUAGUUAAUCUUUGUAAGAAAAACAGUUUUAAUAAUCAAGUGAAUUGCCAGGAAGGAGAAAAAUGUAAUGUGAGGUUUAAGCAAAGAUUUGUAUAGAGCAGUGAUAUAUAUGAUUGUUUGUUUCAUAGAAUUAUAGUCAUUCCGUACCCUUACCAUUUUGUAUCCUGACAAUUUUAUACCUCAUGGAAUAUUUAUAUGUAUGCCAUUUUGUACCUCAUUGAAUAUUAAUAUGUAUGCCAUUUUGUACCUCGUGGAAUAUUUAUUUGUAUGCCUUUUUGUACUAUUUUGGUAUCCAAUUUGCAUGAAAUUGUAGAUAAAAAUGGACAUUUCUUAAUUUUUUUCUACAUACUUGUUAUUAGUUAUUUCUCAAAUUGAAAAAGCCAAAACAAUUCUUUAAUUGGUCACGUAAGGUGCAAAUUUUUAUGCAAACAUAUAUAUUCAUGGCUUCCUUCCGAGUAAAUAUCAGCAUGUGUCCCUUUUCACUAUAUCUCCUAGCAAAAACAACUUUGUAAUGACUAUACAAACAGUUGCAGAUAAUUAUUCCUUUGUUGGUAAAUUAACUUCAUAUUUUUAUAGUUGAAAAAUUAAUUAAGGAUAAACCCUGUACACAAACAAAGCAUAAUUAAAACUAUUAAAGUUUCUUUGUACUACUUAAUUAAACCAAUCAUAGGUCUAUAGAAAAUUUCUAUUGCAGGAAGCAUUUUAUUGCUUUCUAUGUUAUCGGCAAUGGAAAUUUGAGCAAAAUGGCAGGACAUUUGAGUGAUAAAAAAAGGAGCACCAAAGUUUAGAACAUUUGAGCGCCAAAAUUUAAGGACAUUUGAGUGAAAAUAAAAAAUAAGCAUAGGACAUUUGAGCAAAAAAACUUAAGAAUGAUGAAGGAAUACUUCUUCUGUUUGUCAGAUAUAAUCUGUAACCCCUGUUCACCUCGGUGAGGUGGAAGUAGGGUUUCGAGCAGGAUAUAGUAAAUAAAAUGUGGAAUUAUAAUGCACAAAGUUUAAAACAUCUUUUAAUUGUAAAAAAACAAAGCACUGUCAUAAAACUUAAAACUUGGCAAUGGCAUAUUUUACAAGUCAGUUAUGGCUUGACAUUUAUAUCCUAGCCUUCUGACAUAAAAAUUCCUCUGCAGACAGUAUCAAGAAUGCUAAAUUUCCUUUCUUAGUCUCGUUCAAAAUUAUAUCCAUUUUAUCAUGUACAUGUAUUAGUAUUAAGAUCUUUAGUGCCAAGGGACAUUUCACUUUAUAAAUAAAAGAAAUUUAGAACAAAGAAAAUUUGCAUAGCCAAUGAAUUAUAGUAAAAUUGAUUGCUAAGUAGAGAUCAAUUCAAGACUACACUACCAUUAACUAGCUAAAACCGGCCAAAUUACUGGGGUUGAAAAUCAAUUAAAAUAUAUUUAUUUUAAAAACUUUUCUUUUUUCUUACUUUUUAGAAAUACUUUUUUAAUUCAUAUAAAAGUAUCACAGGAAAUAUCGCUCAAACUUCCUAUUUGAAAAUCCAGGUAAGAUUAAUAUUCCGGCGCUAAAAUGUCCUAUGAUGUUGGCGCUCAAAUGACCCUAUGUGCAUUUAUUAUUUUCGAUGUUGGCGCUCAAAUGACCCUAUGUGCAUUUUUUUUAUUUUUCGCUCAAAUGUCCUAUGGCCCUUUGUUAUAAUGUUUAAAUAAAAAAUUUAAAUAAUCUGAAAUUAUUAAAUCUUGUUAUCUCAUAAAAUUUAAUAAUAUUUUUGACCUUGUUGAAUGAACCAAUAAUGGAUAUACAUUAAUAUAAAACAUUUUUUUAAACUAACAAUGAGGCAGUAUAAAGGAUCUUUCCUGUUUUUUAAUUUUACUGUGUGUGUUUUACAAAAUCUCCAAUACUGAUGUUGGUACAAAUUUUCAAUGAUUUACAAAUAUAUGAUUCAAAAUAAAAAAUGAUUUACAAAUAUAUGAUUCAAAAUAGAAAACGAUUUACAAAUAUAUGAUUCAAAAUUGAAAUUGAUCUAAAUUAUAUGAU